This is a messenger RNA of Mizuhopecten yessoensis (Yesso scallop), 14370 nucleotides long. Its product is annotated as sacsin-like. Lineage: Eukaryota; Metazoa; Mollusca; Bivalvia; Pectinida; Pectinidae. The transcript is spliced from 7 exons. Bases 73 to 13461 code for a protein of 4462 amino acids. The record is from RefSeq and is a predicted model, not a curated record. Gene Ontology annotation, molecular function: Hsp70 protein binding.
GAGGACGACGAGGAAAAUCCGCCUGGAUCUUCCGAUUCUAAACACAAGAGAAAACACAAACAUUCUCCUGAUAUGGUGCGUAAGAAAAAGAAAACGGAAGCGCUGAAAUCAGGCGGUCCACCGGAGAAUCUCCUUCCGGAAAACACCUCGGCAAUUCCUGCUGAUGGGGCAUGCGGCAAUGACGUCAAUGUUCAAUCAGCUCCUAUAGAUGGGGAUGGCGAUUCAACAGAUUCAGAGUGUUCAAUGGACCGGCCGACUCUCCUGGAACAAUUAAAGACCAUACUUGAUAGCUACCAAGACGCUCAAAUCAUUCGGGAACUAGUUCAAAACGCAGAUGACGCCAAUGCCUCGGAGAUGAAGAUUGUUUAUGUGAAUGGUGACGCCGAGACAUCACAAGGAAAAAACUGUUAUUCGGAUUAUUUCAGGGCGCCUGCGCUGUGUGUCUAUAACAACGGGCUGUUCAGUAAACAGGACUGGAAAUACAUCAAAAGCAUCUAUAACAGUGGCAAGCGAGAAGACACUCUCAAAGUGGGCAGAUUUGGUCUGGGAUUCAAGUCGGUCUUCCACAUUACAGAUAAUCCAGUGAUUAUUAGUAAUGACCGAGCAAUGAUCAUCGAUCCUUUCCGGACACAAAGAGGACAUGGUAACGAUUGCCAGGUUUUGACCUUUAAGAAACUUCGGAAAUCUUUAAAACCACAUUACAAACAGGCUAUCGAAGCGAUUAAAUCUGUUUAUGGACAUUUUGGAUUUACAAACAAAUCUCUGGAGGAGAAUUACUCUGGCAGUAUUUUUUGGUUUUCCUUGCGCCGCUAUCCCUCAGAGUUGUCGACAAGAGUAUUUGACCAUAGUGAUGUCACAGAGCUGAUAGUCAGUUUCAAGAAAGAGGCCGCUACUUUGCCACUUUUUCUUAAGAACAUCGGUCUUGUUUCGUUUUCUGACCAAGAAAAGAAAUCCGCAUCAUUCUCAGUAAAAUGCCAUGUGUUAGAAAAAGAGGAAAAGAAAUCAUUUAACAGGAAAUUGAAGGCAUGUAACGGUGUAAGUCCCAAUGACAGUAUGAAAGCAAUAUUUCGUGUCGACAUAUCUCUUAAAGACGGUCAACAUGUAAGUAAACAACACUGGGUUGUUUGUAAUUAUAUAAAAGGCCGCAGCGAUCUUUCUGUAGAGCUCCGAGAAUUGGCCGAGGACAAACAACUGUCGUAUAGCCCUUUCGUAGGACUUGCAACACCAGUCGACUACACUACGGAUAUACCAUUUCAUGGUCAAGUGUUUUGUUUUCUUCCUCUCCCAAAUACGAGUGAAAAUCAAACGGGGCUGCCUCUGCAUGUCAAUGGGUUUUUUGCCCUCAGUCAAGACAGACAUCACGUAAAAUGGCCACCAGAUGACCAAACUGAACGAAUGGACCCGCCUCAGAAAUGGAACCGCUUACUAUGUGAAGAAGUACUUGUAGAUGCGUACGUCGAUACGGUGGAAUACGUCAAGAGCCUCACUGUUAAAGACAAUUGUACGGAAUGCGAUACCAACAUUGUAUAUAGCAUACUUCCAACACAGAAAAACAUUCGACCAAAUUGGGAUGCGGUUUUUAAUCCCUUGUGCAGACGCCUCAAGGACAAGAACAUUUUUUAUACCAAUAAUGGCGACAAAUGGAUAAAAGCAGAAGACGCAAUCUUUUCAAUGUUACAAUGUAUUGAAGACGAACUUGAACCAAGCACCAUCCGACAGACAGAGCAGUGUAUAUUUGAUCUUUUACUCAAGUACCAACGUAAUGUUGUGAAGGUUCCGUCUCACGUGGCGGAAAUGUUUCCUGAUGUGCCUAGAAUCACACCAAAGUAUUUGAGAAAUGUUCUAAGAGAAAGUAAUAUCUACGGUAGACUUCCAGUCAAAGAACAAAUUUUUCUGUUACAAUUCAUUCUCGCAGAUCGACAGUAUGAUGACCUUCAGAACCUCAUGUUGCUUCCUCUCGAGGACGGUACCUUCAGAUCAUUUGACGCUGAACAGCCUGUGUACCGUUGUACGGCAAGUGAGAUGAAGAUGUUUCCUGGGACUGAAAGGAACUUCAUCAAAUCAGACUUACCGCAACAAAUAGCUGAUCAUCUGAAAGAAAUCCAGAAUUCAGGUUUCUGCAACCUGAGGACUCUGAACGCAGACGGAUUUCCUACCUUACUUAACGAGACAUUGACUGCAAAUGGAAAUAUUGGAGCCAACGGAUGCUUUAGUUCUACCACCCGCCACAUUACAAUGAAAUGGCUCGACCACGUCUGGAGCUAUAUCGGUCAGAAAAAUUAUGAAGUCCUGGAAACUUUUGAAAAGUUGAAUUUGGUUCCUGUAGAGGGUAACUCUAUUUCAAGUGAAGGAUUGAAACUCAUGCCGUUAAAGGGGUUGUAUUUGGUGACAGAUAUCGAUGGAAUGGCUUCGCUUGAUCAAAACCUGUGUAACGCUUUAGAAAGGCUACCAAUUACUGUCAUCAGACAUAUUGCCAAAGGUGAAACACUUACGUAUCUAAUGGGUACCUAUUGCAAGUAUCCAAAUCUCGAAGGACUGCUUGAACUUUUAGAAAGUCUGUGUAAAGUCUGUAUAAGACAAGAGUUACUCGAGGAAAUGACACGACGGUUCAAUGACCAAUGCAAUUCCGAAGAAAAAACAGCUUUGCUGAACUUUCUUGCAAAAGAUUGUCAACAUUCUAAUUCAAAUGCUGAUAGAUUUAUCAGAGAAUUGGCUAUAUUUCCAGAAACAACAAACGAAAACACCGUUUUAGAGUAUACAUCUGUAGCAAAGAACGGACACAUAGCGUGUGAAAACAGCAUCCCAGUUAAAUAUCAUUUACCUCACUUGCACUUGGAUAACAUACAGAGGAUGCUUGCUGAACGACUAGGAGCAAAGGAAAUUUCAGAGACGAAGCUAGUUGAAAAUAUCCUUCAAGCCAUGACCAACACUCCUGAAAUCUAUGAAAGAUCAAGCAUUGAAACUUUCAUGAUGUAUGUACUUAGGUUCUGUACAAGGCUGUCCUCAAGUGAAGAUUUGAAUGAUAUCAUCUUUUUAGGUUCGGGGAUCAAAUUCAUUGCAACUUCGUCUUCAUCGAGCACAACAGAGCUAGCACCGAUCCGGGCAUUCUUUGAUCAUACUAAUCAAGGACUUAAGGAGUUGUUUCGUUUUGACGACAGCAAGUUUCUCAUUAAAAAAUAUCAGAAGGAGGAAUUAGAGUCUGUACUUAGAAACUUUGGUCUGAAAUCCGAUAAGGACGUUAAAGAAGACGAUGUUUUAAAUGUGGUACGAGUACUUGAUCGAGAGUGCCGAAAAGGGAAACAGACGCAAAUGGAGGAAAUUCGUCAUUGUUCAUUUAAAGUAAUGGAAAUACUGGAGAGGAUGGAAAGGGAAUCCACCGUAAAUUUGGAUUUAAGGGAAUAUCAAUGGAUAUCUUUCAUCGACAAGAAACCAGUUCAUUAUCCUGAUAUACUACCUUGGUGGGCGGAUCAUUGCCAGUCUCCUCUAUGUACUCCGCAAGAUGUAUCCUCGAGUAAACACGAGACGCAGGCGGCAUCUGUUAAAUGUAUCGUGGACACCUCUAUCUUCCCUUGCCUUGCAAACAAAUACGGAUGGAAUAAACCUCCAGAUGCUAAGACAUGUCUUUUUCAAUUGGAAGCGGUGAGAAACGUCUUCUGUAAUAAACACAAAGCCAAGUUGAAUGGUAUUUUAAAAGACAUAUACCAACAACUGUUUGAUGAUAUCAAUUCAUUGGAUCAUGAACUAGAAUCACAGCCGAUCAUUUGUACAGGAGCGACUUUUCAUCUUCCUAGAGAUGUGUUUAUAUCUUUUCCCUUGGACGAGAACAUCCAUCUGGAGCCUUAUAUGUACAAACUUCCACUUGAAUUUGAAGAGUUCUCUAAAAUGUUUGUUGAACUAGGGUCAGUUCAAGAACUUGAAAUAAAUUCAUUGAAGUUCAUCCUUACAAUAAUUAGGACAUCAACUAGGCCGUCAACGACCGAGAAAGAUAGACAGAUGGUUGUUAAAAUUCUUAAAUUAAUAUCAAAUCUACGAGAUGCAAAUGAUAAUCUGAGUGAUGUAUUAGUACCUGUCCAAUCACAGAAUGCCAAUCUGGUAUUACAGCCGGUAAAAGAUUGUACGUACUCCGACGAGGAUUCAGGCUGGUUACAAAAUGAAGAGGAUGAUGACGUCAAUUAUGUCCAUUCCGAUGUUGGUGCUGAAUUAGCAGAAUCGCUGGGCGUUGAGUCUUUCACUCAGAGAUUUUUAUCGGACGGUGGAACAGAAGAAAUGAUUGUAGCAUGUGGACAGUCUGAACCUCUGACGACAAGACUUAAACAUUUGUUGGAAAACUACCCAGAUGGAUUAGCAGUGCUGAAGGAACUUGUUCAGAACGCAGACGAUGCCGGAGCUAAACAUAUUCAUUUUCUAUAUGACGAAAGACAGAAUAAAGAGGCGACAGUAGGCUUAAUCGACGUUAACAUGGCAAAAUGCCAGGGUCCAGCGUUUUGGGCUUUCAACGAUGCUGUUUUUACCGAACAUGACUUUGAAAACAUUGUCAAACUUGGAGGGGAAACCAAAAAAGCAACGAGAACCAAAAUUGGAAAAUUCGGGCUUGGAUUUUGCGCCGUGUACAAUAUAACAGAUGUUCCCAGUUUUGUAAGUGGAAAUUCCCUGGUAAUCUUUGAUCCUCAUACUACUCAUCUAGGGAAAGCCAUCAAAUACAAAAGUAGCCCUGGAAUACGGUUGACCAUUUCAGAAAAAAGUUCUGGUAUGCUAAAGCGAAUGAGGAACCAGUUCAUGCCAUACAACAACAUAUUUGGAUGUGAUUUGUCUGGAGACACUAAACCUCUCAAGUUUGAAGGAACGCUUUUUCGAUUUCCAUUAAGAACAAAGCAACAGGCAGUAGAGAGUGAAAUAAGAAGUACUCCUUAUUGCAAAAGUGACAUGGUACAACUUCUCCAUCUCCUUAAAAACUGUGCAGGGGAUCUGUUGACAUUUACACAGAACUUAAAGGAUAUCAAAGUAUCUCAUCUGCAAGAGGACAGCGUUAACCUACCGAAUGAUAUUAAGCUCAUGUUUAGCGUUGAAAAAGAAAUGAUCAAAAUGCAUCAUAUAUUGAACAACCCAGCAAACAUCAAUGUCAUGACGGAAGCCGAAAAUGUUUUGAGAACAAAACAACCAUUUACAAAAACUGAAAUGAUAUCACUUAAUAUGUAUACUUUAAAAAAUGAACUCCUGAAAGUCGAGGAAACCUGCUUAACGUCUUCUCCCUGGUUAGUGUCUUGGGCUUCAGGAACUAAUCAGGAUGUCCUGGAAAAAGCGAUCCAGCUGCAAAAUGAUGGGGCCUUACCACUUGGUAGUGUUGCAGUUUCUUUAAAAGAUAUAAAAUCACCAUUGGUCCCAGUGCCAUUCCCGCAUAAAGAAAAGCUGCGUGGAUUAUACGACAAGAGCCACGUUUUCUGUUUCCUUCCUUUGCCCGUCGAAUGCAAUCUUCCGGUGCAUAUAAAUGGAUGUUUUGCUGUCAGCAGUGAUCGGAAAGGCUUAGUUAAGAGCACAAGUGACGAAAAAAGCGAAACAGAGAAUCAAGUCUGGAAUAGAAUGCUUAUGUCUGAUGCAGUAUGCAAAGCGAACCUAUGUUUAUUGACAAGUCUGGAGCAUUUCGAAAUGUCUUCAGACGAAAUUUAUUCAACACUUUGGCCUUUUACUGUGGAUCAGUCAGAUGAAACAUCAUGUUUGUCAGAUGCGUUCUGUAAAGCCGUUGUUCAUGGAGAUUACCGCGUGUUUUAUACGCCACAAGGACGUCGCGCUUCAUUCAGUGAAUCCGUUUUUCUUGACAUUACAUUGCGUUAUGACAACGUUGUUGGGGAAUAUGCUUUCGAAACUUUUACAAAUUUAUAUAAAGAUGAAAGAGUUCCUAUGGAUAUGCCUCAAGCGUUACAUCGUCAAUUUUGUACAGCUGAUUGUGAAGAGGAUCUUGUGCAACAAACAAUGACCAUGAAAGAAUUUUAUGAGGACAUUGUCUUCCCUCACAUUCAGCAAAUCGAUGCAGAAAAAAGAGAUGCACUGGUGAUGCACAUAUUGAACACCGAUGACCAUUCUCUGCAAAAUUUACUGAAAUCAAAUCCAUGUAUUCCUGUUCUACCAAAUGGUAGAUUGAGACUACCGAGGGACCUCGUACGACCACGGUCAGAAGUAUCGGAGCUUUUCUGUGACGAAGACGGUCGAUUUCCUAACGACGCCAACCAGUUCUUUUGUAGCGAGAUAAACCUGAAUUUCCUUGUGCAAUUGGGUAUGAUGGAACGAGCGUUGCCAGACGAGCUUGUUGUCGAGAGAGCCCAAUCUAUUUCAAAAUUGCUUGAGCUUGAACCGGCGUUUCAUCGUUGCCGAAGGUUGCUAGCCUACCUUGCACGAGAACAAGAUAAUUGUCCAAAUGAUGUCAUACAUGAUUUAAGUACAACGGCCUUCUUGCCUAUUCUUCAGAAGCCUGGCGAUUGGCCUGUGACCUGGUUUUCAAAUGCAGAUGAAACUAGGAUGUUUUCUCCACCGAAUCAAAUGUUCUUUCCAGAGCACAUGGAACGAAUUGCGUGUUCACAUUUUAUAGUUAAUGUUGAAGAACUAAAAAACGAGUUUGAUGUUCUGAUGAUUCUUAAACGACUAGGUGUGCAACAUGAGGAGCUACAUGAAGACGUUGAGAAACAACUUGUUGAAAUUGGUAAAGUCGAUGAACACAUAUCUGACAAGCAGAAACUACGAUUGCAAGAAAUAUGCAUGUCUGUAUACAGGUACUUGGACAGCUCAUCAGAAAACAUGACUGGUUCCUACGAUGACCUUCCCAUACUGUGGAUGUCUGAUCGAUUGAUUCCUCCAAAGCGUGCCACUCUUGAGACGUUUUCUAGAAUUGACUGCACACCUGAAAUUUAUCAGGUCGUUUCACGUGAUGUUACAACAUACGAAACAUUUCUUAAACGCGUUGGUGUCAACACAUUUCUUUGCAAAGACAAUGUUAUUUUAGCGCUGGAACGGGUGGAAAUUGACCACGAUAAACCUCUAGAACUGGAGAAAGUUAUGCUGAUAGUGAAUCUAUUAGAGCUUCUAGCUGAAGUAUGUAGACGACGUGGACUUACUUUACAAUCUGACGAAAAAGCUCGUAUCCUUGUUCCAGAUGAUACAAACAGUUUGCGAUCAUUAGACGAAGUAUGUGUAGAUGAUGAUUUUCCCAUGCCGAGACAAAAAUACAUGUAUUUUGUCAACUCAAAAGUGUCGGGAGAAAUCAACAAGCUACUAGACAUUAAGUCAAAGCGAGUUAAGCACCUAAAUACUAUCAAAGGCAGUUUGCCAUUCGGACAGAAAGAGGAACUAGUGACGAGGCUGAAAGGAAUCCUCGUUGAAUAUCCUCUGGGUGAAACAAUUUUAUACGAACUGUUGCAGAAUGCAGAUGACGCAGGGGCGAAAGAAAUCAUGUUCAUUGAGGACCAGAGGCAACAUAAAACUAAGAAAGGCAUAUUUGGUGAGAGUUGGUCUGACAUUCAAGGACCGGCGUUAUGUGUUUUCAAUGACUCAUGUUUUUCUGCUGCAGAUCUAGAAGGCAUUUGCAUGCUUGGUAAAGGAACGAAAUCACAAGACCCAACAAAAACUGGGCAGUUUGGUAUUGGCUUUAAUGCAGUUUAUCACUUGACAGACGCACCCUCUUUUAUAACAAGAGGUCCAUCUACACCAAAUCAAGGAACAUUUUGUGCAUUUGACCCGCAUUGUACAUUCUGUCCAGCUGCUGAUGAUUUGAAUCCAGGACUACAACUUCCUGAUUUGACGGUACUCGAGGAGACAUACCCAGGUGUAUAUGAAUGCUAUUUACAGGCGGAGUUACCUAGGGUACAGGGUACUUGGUUUCGAUUUCCAUUACGAACCUCGAAAAUGGCAGAAAUGUCUCGUGUAUGUAAAAGAAUAAUGGGAAAAGAAUCACUACGAGAAUUACUCAGCCGAUUCCAACAAAAUAUGAAAAAGUGUCUUUUGUUUCUGAGAAAUAUCAGACAAAUUUCAUUAUGUGAAAUAGAUCGCCAAGGUAAAAUUAAAAAAAAACAUACAGUAGUGUCAACGCUGGAAGAAAACGAUGAGCAUCACCUGAAGAGGUUUUUCAGCAAAUGUGACACACUAACAAAACAACUGUUUGCUGAAUCAACGAAUCUGCUCGAAAUCCCCAAACAAACAAUUCAAUACAUCAUGACCAUAACAGAAAAUUUACGUCAUCCUGAACGUUGGAUUAUAGCUCAGACGUUUGGAUUAGACGCCGAUACGAAGGUACCAGACAGUGUAAAAGAAGCUUUGGAAUGCAGGGAAAUAAAUCUCACGCCAAAAGGUGCAGUAGCUCUACCGUGCACACCAGGGGGUAGGGACAGUCGAUAUGAAUGUGCGCAACUAGAAAUUUCCAAACCUUACGACGAUACUUCCAUAUUAUACUAUAGUGAUGGUAAAAGCCAACCAACUAUUCUUGACCGAUUUGCUUUAUCUUCGUCAACCAUUGAGAUGUUACGCUACAGCAAGGAGUCGGAUUCUAAAGGUCAAGUUUUCUGCUUUCUUCCUCUCCCUUUGAAAACUGGACUUCCCGUACACAUAAAUGGUCAUUUUGCUCUACAUCAAACACGUGGAGCAAUGUGGAAUACUGAAUCACCUAGAGGUUACUGGAACAGAUUGCUAUUAGAAACAACUAUAUCAAACAGCUAUGUCUUAGCUAUCGAAUACCUACGCGAUACAUUCCCCAGUUAUACUGAGGACGGACAAAUUGCGAACAUCGAAGACAUCAAAACUUUCUUGAAUAUGUAUCACGACUCCUUUCCGCGAUACAAUCAAGGGAAGUUUGAUCUGAUAAAAAACAUGGUUUCAUCGUUCUUUGCUAUACUGUAUGAUAGUGAGUCCACCGUUUUCCCGGUACUUCCAACGAUAGAAAAGCCAGUAUGGUGGGUUGGUCUCAAACAGAAAGAACAUGCAUUUCCUGCCUUUUUCAAUAAUCUACCGGAUGAGUUUUGGACUGAGGCACAAAUGGCCAUAAAGGAACAAAGACAACAUAAUGGAUGGCAACUUAAUCACGGAGAAGAAACCAAGCGCCUACAAGAAACCAAGCGCCUAGAACAAGCUAAAAAUAAUGCCCACCAACUCUCAUACAUCCUAAAAAAUAUUGGCGUGAAGAUUACUGAAUCGCCGCUCUGGAUCAACGAGAGUAUUCAAGAGGCAUUUCAGAACCUGCCAGAGUUGCACAUUCAAUGUGCUAUGACCCGAAAUGUUUUUAAGAAAAACCUACACAUGCUCGAUCAUACUUUUGUCAUUCGUUUCUUAAGAACAGUAGAUAUAACUGCACCAGAUGUUUGCCUGGUAAAAGAUGUAGAUCGAGACCUUACGGACACGCGAAUAAAAAACAUGGAAAACAUGCUCUGUCUGCUACUGUAUUGCCUCAAAGAUAAACAAGUCUUCAUCCAAAACAUGGAACAGUUACCCUUACUGGUAACUAAUGAUGGCAUGCUUAGGCGUUUUUCCACAACAAGCCAUGUGUUUAUAUCUCAAUUUUGUGACCUAUUGAAAACAUCGGCAAAUGAGUUCGUACACAGGGAGAUGGUCAACUUACUACAGGACAUCCAACCGGUCAGUCAGUUCUUGAAAAGUUUAGACUUAAACAGUUUUGCAAGAAUGUUACCAGACAAUGUGGAUAUGGCUCCACUGUCAGCAGAGGAACCGAUUCCAUGGGAUCAGAACGUUUUAAGUUUGAAAUGGAUGAAGGAGUUCUGGCGAUAUUUGGACACGUUGCAGCAGAUAGACGUCCAGAAGUUGGGUAAUUGGUGUCUCAUUCCAGGAGAGUGGAAACGUACCGGACAACCUGGAAUUUUAGUUCCCUGCAACAAAGAUUUUGUUCUCAUGAACGUCAAUUCGUUUGAAGAAGAACCCCUACGUACAGUGCUUGCCUCGUUACAAAUGCCAACACCACACUCAUGUAUCUGUUCCAAAACAUUGAGAAGUGUUGUAGCCUCACAAAAUGAUCCAGUGCGUUUCGUUCAAUGCCUUCAUUAUCAUAAGAAUAAGUUAAAAUGUCUCUAUCCGCUUCAAUGCACUGAGGUGUUGCAAUACUUGUCGAAAAACAUUAAAAAACUGCAUACAUCAGUGGUUUGCAAAUUAAAGAACCUCCCUUUGUUCACAACUGUCUAUGCAACAUGUGUCCAACUUCAUGAGAACGUGGACAUUUACAUUGUCGAAAUCGACAGCGAUUUCCCAACAGACGGACUCGAAGUUUUUUCAAACAACUGCAAAAUUGCUCUGUUGAAACACAAUUUUUACACAUCGGAAUUGAUGGAAUUUUUGACCUGCAAUCGUACUAUUUCAAUCACUACGUUAUACUGCAAGCUCAUUCUGCCAAACUUCCGCUAUAUCGGUCAAGUACAUCAUUUGCGUCAUUUGAAAUAUGUACGAAGCAUUCUUAAAGAUGACCCUAGCUGUCCAUUGAAAUCUGCUUUGCAGUUAGCUGAAUUCAUUUUCCAUGAAGGAUCAUUUAAACGAGCAAAUCACUUCUACAGUCCCCACAACAAAUUAUGUAAGAAACUCUGCGAUCAGUCAAUGCUGCCGCCUGAUCCGUUUGGAGAUUUGAAGUGGGAGAAGUUCAUGGUACACGCUGGUAUGAAUGAAAUUGUUACCGCUGACUUAUACUACAAAUUUGCUAAACAAAUAGAGCAAUCUGUAUUGAAGGCUGGAAUGACUGAGGAAAUCAUAGAGCAGUCUAAAGAGAUGGUCACGUUUUUGAUCAAAACAGAUGAGCUUUUAAAUAAUGAAAAGCUUUUGGAAAGGAUAAGGAAUGUUAAGUUUGUGGAACCCUGUCGUGUCAAACAAACAUUUAGGGAAAUUUAUCCGCAAUUCGGAUGUGAGACUUUGAUAUCAUUUUGUGGAUCCGCACCUCGCUCUCUUGCCCCAGUCUUGUGGACUACGAUAUCGAUCCUACCAGAUUAUGGUUAUCCUCAUAAACAACAGAUCGAGGAAAGUUUGGGAAUACUUCGUACCCCACCCUUGCGUGAUGUGUUAUCUCAUACCCACAAUGUGUGCUAUGCACUCAACAAGAAAUUAUACGAAACAAAUUCAAAACAAAGAGGUAAUUACCUUUCUGAAUCAAAUAUAACAGAACUGAUGACAGAGAUAUAUACAUAUUUACAAAACAACUGCAUUGAUACUUCUGAAACCAAACAAAUGCUUUCGGAAACACCGCUCGUACAUUUGAAGGAAAUGGGAAUAUUUGUCACCGCAAGACAAAUAUCUAUCACAUUUUGCGGAAAGAAACAGAUACCGCCAUAUCUGGUUGAGAUUCCUCUGCAUUAUGGACCUUACAAGGAACUAUUUAAAGCCGUUGGAACAACAGGAUCCGUUACACUAGGUCAGUACUCCGAUGUACUAUACCGUAUUCAGGCCGAAGUAAAAUCAGCGAUCCUGGGACCUGAGCGGAUAAAAGACGUCUUAUCUGCUCUGACAGGAUUUAUGAUGCUACUAGAGGAAGCAAGCUUGCAAAUAAUUGAAGAGUCGAUAGCCUCAGUUGAGACUUUGUAUUUACCUGCCUCGGACAAAAGUUUAGCAAAAUCAGCUGACUUAGUAUAUGCUGAUAAACAAAAGCUGAAAAAAAGAGUAACCCAAGGAAGUGAUCAUCGGAUAGUGUUCAUGCACAGUUUGAAGGACUGUCACAAAACUGAAGACCUCAUCUUGAAACUACCGGUGAGAAUAAAACCAAAAGUAUUGAGUUCCAUCAUACAGGAGCAUCUCAUAUCCGUUUCUAAUAAUGAACCGGAUACAAAGGUAGACGAUUUGCGAGUAUUUCUGGCGUCUCCGAGAUUUUUGAACGCACUUAAACAGAUAGGCAAAUUCGAGGAAUUCGACAGCUAUAGACAACGGUUGUUGAGCAUCUGUUUUGUUUCUCCGUCUGAAAUUAAAACGAUCUUGCAUGUGGAUGGUAGACCUAUUCGAGGUACAGAAGGUACUCAGGUGUGUUUUUACUCUGAGGGCGAACGAAAAUGCUAUAUUGCAGCAAGUACCCUUCAAGUUCGAAACUGGCUGAAGAAAAUUGGACAGCAACUCUGUGGAAUGCUCUCGGAUUGUUUUGAAAAACGAAUUUCCCCGGAGAAAUUUCGAGAGCUGAUUGAUUACGUUGACGACCCGACAGGAUUUAAAUUCUAUUGUGAAGGACUUUUAGACGAGGAAGAAAACGAUGACGACUCGUUGUCAUAUCAUCCGGGCCAAAUAGUACCUGUUGGCCUGCAUGCUUUACUACAGAAUGACAUCAAUCUUCUAAAGGUUGGAGAUGUAGUUGCCUAUGAAAUGUUUGACCCAGCUAUCGAUGGUGACAACGAUGAUGUGAUAUCUAAGGACGCAGCGUCUGAUGCCGUUUAUGUUUUUGUGAGAAUCGUGCAGGAACUACCACUAGCUGGUCAACAUUCGUUUCAUCAGAAAUACAAAGUGAAUUUCGGUCAGGACAACGAAAAGAUAGUUUCAGGACUGCUUUUAUACAAGGUCAUUUAUCCAGGAUCAUCCGAAACAACCGAAUUAGUACUUCAUCAAUUUGGAAACGAUGGAUCUAUACCUUGUAAUAAAGACGGCAUAUUUGACCAAAUUAUUUUCACUUUGUCGAACGCUUGGAAAUUAAAUGAUAAAGAUCGGAAACGGGUCGUUAAAAGAUUGCUUUUGGUGUGGCAUCCUGACAAAAACCGCGAUAGAGGUGAGGAAUAUGAACAAUUUUGCAACGAAGUUACUAAAUUUAUUUUUGAUAUCAUCAGACGUCUUGACAACGGUGAAUGUUUUGACAAUAAGUCUUCCGAUGCAUCGGACAAAGGCAACUUUCAUAACUGGCAUUAUGAACCGGACGGAGGCAACAGAAGACGCAGAAGAAAAUGGAACUUCGAUAACUGGCAAUAUGGCGACAGUUGUUCCAAUUCUUGGCAGAACUUUAGGGACCGGAUGUCAUCGAGGCAUACUAAAAACCAGAGCAACUUCAGGCAUUUCUUUUCACAAAGGAAGGAUUAUGUUCCUGAUCCGCAACUUUCAGAGGCACGGAGGUGGUUUCAACAAGCCCGUAUGGAUUACUCAAGCGGAGUGAGCUCUUUAGAAGCUAUCAAUUCCACAGAUGGUGAUAAUAAGACCAAGGAAGACUUUAACUGGAUUUGCUUCAAAUUCCAUCAAGCUUGUGAGAAGGCAUGCAAAGCUUACAUGUACUCUGUCGACGCAAAGAAAGUGACAAAAUGCCACUACCUGCCAAAUAUCCUCCUUAACGACGACGAGCUGGGAGAUUUGUUAAAAGAAAUAGAAAAUCUAAUCGGCAGUUACUCAAAAAUGCGUUACCCGGACGUGAUGGAGUACCCUAAUAUACCAGGAACCAUGUACACAAAAGAUCAGGCUAAUAAACUCAUGAAAUUAGCUGAAAAAGUGAUGGAAGGGAUAAAAGACCGAUUAAAGACCCUCCAAUCCCCCUUCUGAAUAAAUCAUGUGUAAAAUCGCGUUCAGUUUGGCAAGUUCUCAACAAACUUUGCAAUUUGUGAUUGAAAUCAAUGGAAGAACGCCGUAUAUGAAUAAAUAAGAAAUCACUGUUAUCAAGAUUUUGCAAUUUUUGAAUAUACUUUACCUGAAGUUAGUAACAUAUUUGUUGGCAUAACGUUUAAUACGUAGAUACCAUUUGCCUUAAGUCGCAUGAACAGUUAUGCCAUUCUGUAAUACGAACAAAUGAUGCCAUUCUGUAAUGCGAACAAAUGAUGCAACUGCUUUAUAGUUUACAAUGUAAAUAAUACAAAUAACUUAUCAGUAUAUCAUGUCCCUAUUAUAGUGUAGAUAAUUUCAUGUAUUAAACUAGUGUAAAUAAUACAAAUAACUUAUCUGUAUAUCAUGUCCCUAUUAUAGUGUAGAUAGUUUCAUGUAUUAAACUGGUGUAAAUAAUACAAAUAACUUAUCUGUAUAUCAUGUCCCUAUUAUAGUGUAGAUAAUUUCAUGUAUUAAACUGGUGUAAAUAAUACAAAUAACUUAUCUGUAUAUCAUGUCCCUAUUAUAGUGUAGAUAGUUUCAUGUAUUAAACUGGUGUAAAUAAUACAAAUAACUUAUCUGUAUAUCAUGUCCCUAUUAUAGUGUAGAUAAUUUCAUGUAUUAAACUGGUGUAAAUAAUACAAAUAACUUAUCUGUAUAUCAUGUCCCUAUUAUAGUGUAGAUAGUUUCAUGUAUUAAACUGGUGUAAAUAAUACAAAUAACUUAUCUGUAUAUCAUGUCCCUAUUAUAGUGUAGAUAAUUUCAUGUAUUAAACUGGUGUAAAUAAUACAAAUAACUUAUCUGUAUAUCAUGUCCCUAUUAUAGUGUAGAUAGUUUCAUGUAUUAAACUGGUGUAAAUAAUACAAUAACUUA